Messenger RNA from Stegodyphus dumicola, 1039 nucleotides. RefSeq lists its product as uncharacterized. The record is from RefSeq and is a predicted model, not a curated record. Gene Ontology annotation, cellular component: nucleus. Gene Ontology annotation, biological process: sensory organ development; axon development; positive regulation of transcription by RNA polymerase II. Gene Ontology annotation, molecular function: protein dimerization activity; E-box binding; DNA-binding transcription factor activity, RNA polymerase II-specific. NCBI's taxonomy places the organism in Eukaryota, Metazoa, Arthropoda, Arachnida, Araneae, Eresidae.
UGAGAACGGUACAGCUUUGAAAUCUGAUUUGCGAAAGCUGAGAAACCAAUGAAUGCAGCUGUUCACUCAAAGGAAAUUUCUCAAGAUAUCACCAAAUCACAAAUUAAACGGAGUUGUGGAAAUAAUAACAAAAUGCUUAAAAGAACGAAGCGAACUGCGAAAAGAAAAUCAUCAUCAACACAAAGAAAUAAUAAAACCAUGAUCAGACGAUGCAAAGCCAAUGCCAGAGAGCGAAACAGAAUGCACAGUUUAAACGCUGCUUUGGAUACUCUUAGACAAUACGUUCCAGUUAAAAACAACUCUCAAAAACUAUCGAAGAUCGAAACUUUGCGACUUGCUAGAAACUACAUCAUAGCUUUGACUGAAACUUUAUAUUACGGAGAAAAGAUGGAUGCACUCACAUUUGCUAAAAUACUAUCUCGCCAGAUGUCUCAGCACACGACGAAUAUGAUAGCAAAUAAUUUCAAUAUAAACAGUAAUUUUUUAAAUGAAAACAAAAGGAAUUCAAACGGUUUUACUGAGAAUAACGUACUUAUAUGUAACUAUGAACCUAUGCACUCGAUGGAUAUGAAUGUAGUUCAUGAUAAACACCACUGCAUUGAUAUCUGUCCUGGUCUUAUUGCAUGUACUUUCAAUAGAAGUGGAAAUAGCAAUACUUCUGAAUCAGAAGCCUCUCUGGAUCCCCUUUGCUACACUAAUAUGGUUAUCAACUGUGAGGAAAGUCAGACGAUGGAAGAAAAUCUAAGUUUAGAUGCGAAAACUUCGAUUCUUUGUGACUUAGAAAACAAUUCUGUAUUGCCAAACACUUGCUUUGUUAGUGCAGAAAAUGUAUCACCACAUAACUCUGCUGUUGAUGAUUGUUUCUUUCCACAAGUGGGCACAGCAGUUAGACAAGACUGCUUAUCCGCCGAAGCAGUUUCCAAUUAUAACACUCUCAUACCAAAGAUAUGAUUUUUUAGAAGACAAAUUCGUAGCUUGACCUACAAUAUAAUACUUUUUUAAUAUUCUUUAAAUUUGAUUCUCUCAUUUAUUAAAUUGA